CCACUGGUCUGGGGCGUGGCUUUCCACCAAUCUAGUCUGGUCCAACAUGGCUCCGAGGUUGUGCAUCAUCUCUGCAGCAACACGGCGGCUGCUUCGGAAGCCGGGACCCCGUGCCGGGGACCUCGCGGCUGCGGGUGCUAUGCGUCUCCAGCCACUGUGCGGGGUGAGUGAGUCUUCUCAGUUAACCCUGUCUGGAAACGCCCUCACGGGCAUGCCCAGAGUUGUCUCCUGGAUUAUCCCAAACCCAGUCAAGUGGACAAAGGAGACUAGCUUCUAUUCCAAGGACAGUGAAGGCAGCUGGUUCCGCUCCCUCUUUGUUCACAAGGUGGACCCCCGGAAGGACGCCCACUCCACUCUGCUGUCUAAGAAGGAGACUAGUAACCUCUACAAGAUCCAGUUUCACAACGUGAAGCCCGAAUGUCUGGAUGAGUACAACAGUCUGACGGAGGCUGUGCUGCCCAAACUGCAUCUGGAUGAGGACUACCCCUGCUCGCUGGUGGGCAACUGGAACACGUGGUACGGGGAGCAGGACCAGGCAGUGCACCUAUGGCGGUUCUCAGGUGGCUAUCCGGCCCUCAUGGACUGCAUGAACAAGCUAAAAAACAACAAGGAGUACCUGGAGUUCCGGAAGGAGCGGAGCAAGAUGCUGCUGUCCAGGAGGAACCAGUUGCUUCUAGAGUUCAGCUUCUGGAAUGAGCCACAGCCCAGAGCUGGCCCCCACAUCUAUGAGCUGAGGACAUACAAGCUCAAGCCAGGAACCAUGAUUGAAUGGGGAAACAAUUGGGCCCGGGCCAUCAAGUACCGUCAGGAGAACCAGGAAGCAGUGGGAGGCUUCUUUUCACAGAUAGGAGAGCUCUAUGUGGUCCACCACCUAUGGGCCUACAAAGAUCUGCAGUCUCGGGAGGAGACCCGGAACGCGGCCUGGCGGAAGAGGGGCUGGGAUGAGAACGUCUACUAUACAGUUCCCUUAGUUCGACACAUGGAGUCACGAAUCAUGAUCCCUCUGAAGAUUUCUCCUCUCCAGUGAUACUGGCACU
Acomys russatus (golden spiny mouse) is the source of this 1037-nucleotide messenger RNA. It is a transcript of the gene Nipsnap1, whose product is annotated as nipsnap homolog 1. NCBI's taxonomy places the organism in Eukaryota, Metazoa, Chordata, Mammalia, Rodentia, Muridae. The transcript is spliced from 11 exons. The record is from RefSeq and is a predicted model, not a curated record. Gene Ontology annotation, cellular component: mitochondrion. The coding region runs from base 47 to 1027 and encodes 326 amino acids.